UGGCCACCUUACUGCUCUUUUGUGGAAUGUGACACCAAGUGCCUGCUGAUGCUGAUCCUGAUGACCAUUGAAAAAUCUUCUAUACUUUCCUGUAUUUCAAGGACAUAUAUUUUUUUCCAAACGUGAGUGCAUCUGAAAGGAAGAACAGAGCUGUGUAAUAUAAUGCAGAGUUGCUGAUGUUUGAUCAGAAUGAGUGGAUUAGGGGAGAACUCCUUGGACAGCAUGACCAGUGAUUCAAGAAAACGCAAGCCAUUGCCCUGUGAUACCCCAGGACCAGGUUUAAUUUGCAGUGGGGAGAAACGUCGACGUGAACAAGAAAGCAAAUAUAUUGAAGAACUGGCUGAGCUGAUAUCUGCUAAUCUCAGUGACAUUGACAAUUUCAAUGUCAAGCCGGAUAAAUGUGCAAUUUUAAAGGAAACUGUUAGACAAAUACGGCAGAUAAAGGAACAAGGAAAAGCAGCUUCCAAUGAUGAUGAUGUUCAGAAGGCAGAUGUAUCUUCAACAGGUCAAGGUGUCAUUGAUAAAGAUUCAUUGGGACCUCUUUUGUUACAGGCACUGGAUGGAUUCUUGUUUGUAGUCAAUCGAGAUGGGAACAUUGUAUUUGUAUCUGAAAAUGUCACUCAGUAUUUGCAAUAUAAACAAGAGGACUUGGUUAAUACAAGUGUUUACAGUAUUUUGCAUGAGGAAGAUCGGAAGGAUUUCCUUAAAAAUUUACCAAAAUCUGCAGUGAAUGGAGUUUCUUGGACCAAUGAAGCACCUAGACAGAAGAGUCACACAUUUAAUUGUCGCAUGAUGGUGAAAACAGUACAUGAUUUUCUGGAAGAUGUAGGGAGCAACCAAGAUACACAUCAAAGAUUUGAAACCAUGCAGUGUUUUGCUUUAUCUCAGCCAAGAGCUAUGUUAGAAGAAGGUGAAGAUUUGCAGACUUGCAUGAUAUGUGUGGCACGUCGUAUCUCUACAUUGGAAAGGGUAUUUUCACCAAAUACAGAAAGCUUUGUUACUAGGCAUGAUCUUUCAGGUAAGCUUGUUAACAUAGAUACAAACUCCCUCAGGUCCAUGAAACCUGGAUGCGAAGAUACGAUCCGUCGUUGUAUUCAACGAUUUUUAUGUCAAAACGAAGGACAGCCCUGGUCAAACAAACGACAUUAUCAAGAAGCUUAUAUACAAGGCCAUGCAGAAACACCAUUCUAUCGGUUUUCCUUAGCAGAUGGAACACUAGUGAUAGCACAGACAAAAAGUAAACUGUUCCGAAAUCCAGUUACCAAUGAUCGCCAUGGGUUUAUCUCCACUCACUUUCUUCAAAGAGAACAAAAUGGAUAUCGACCAAAUACUGGUACAAUGGGACAGAGCAUCAGAGCAUCUACCACUGGGGGCACAAAUUCAGGUGGUGGUGUUAUGAAUAUGCUGCCUGGGCCAAACAUACCUUUGCAGAACAGGACCUAUGGCAUGGGAGAUCCUAACUUAAUAGGACAGAUGAGUGGUGCUAGAUAUGGUGGUCCUGGAAAUAUGGGAACAGUGAACUCUGGACAAGGAAUGCAGUCUUCUCCUUAUCAGAGUAACUAUGGAUUAAAUAUGAGCAGCCCACCACAUGGCAGCCCAGGUUUGAAUUCCAAUCAACAGAAUUUAAUGAUAUCCCCUAGGAAUCGUGGGAGUCCAAAAGUGAAUUCACAUCAGUUUUCUCCUGUAACAGGUGUGCACUCUCCAAUGGGACCUGCCAGCAAUACUAGCAACAGCUUUUCAAGCAGCUCACUUAGUGCUCUUCAGGCCAUUAGUGAGGGGGUUGGAACUUCUCUUCUGUCUACACUUUCUUCACCAGGUCCGAAACUGGACAGUUCUCCAAAUAUGAAUGUUUCUCAACCGAGUAAAAUGGGGAACCAAGACUCAAAGAGCCCCGCAGGCAUAUUUCCAGAGCAAAAUCAGGUGGAGAGCUCUAUGUGUCAGUCAAAUAGCAGGGACUCUCUUGGUAACAAGGAUAGUAAAGAGGAAAGCCUUGAAGGACCUGACCAAAGGGGACCAGCUGAAAGCAAAGGGCAUAAAAAACUUCUUCAGUUACUUACUUGUUCCUCAGAGGACAGAGGGCAUUCAACACUGUCAAACUCUCCCUUAGACUCUACUUGCAAAGAACCAUCUACUAAUGCUACAAGCCCUUCAUCUGGAGUCUCCUCUUCUACCUCUGGAGGGGUUUCUUCAUCAAACAUGCAAGAGAAGCAUAGGAUUUUGCAUAAGUUGCUACGGAAUGGUAAUUCUCCCGCAGAGGUAGCAAAAAUCACUGCUGAAGCUACUGGCAAAGAUACAUACCAUGAUAGCAAUACGGUUUCCUGUGGGGAAGGAGCAGUGAAACAAGAGCAAAUGAGUCCUAAAAAGAAAGAGAACCAUGCUCUGCUUAGAUACUUACUGGACAAAGACGAUGGAAAGGAUCCACUUUCAAAGGACAUUAAGCCUAAAGUAGAAUGUUUAGACAGCAAAAUGGGACAGUGCUGUAGUUCUGCCAUACCUACAUCAAGUCAAGAAAAAGAGAUGAAAAUAAAAACAGAACCCACAGAAGAGAUGAGUGGAGAUUUGGUGGAUAAUUUAGAUGCAAUUUUGGGUGAUCUAACUAGCUCAGAUUUUUGCAGUAAUCCCGUGUCUACGAAUGGGAGUAAUAUGGGGAAUAAGCAACCGUUAUGUCAAGGAAAUAUGUCACACGGUAUGAGAAGUCUCCAGUCUGUACAGAACAUACGACCUCCUUUCAACAGAGCCAUGUCUUUAGAUAGCCCCAUAUCAGUGGGGGCAAGUGCACCAGUAAGAGGUGUGAAUGCAUUCUCCAUGUUGCAGAAGCAAAACAUGAUGGGUGGUAGUCCACGAAUUACGGAGAACCAGGAAAAUUUUGGCAUUAAUAUGGGAGGACCUAGCAGAAAUAUGCCUAUGAAUCAGCAUUCAGCGAGUGAGUGGAAUGUACAAAACUCAAAAGUGAGCAGGAUGGAACCUACAAGUGCUGGUUCAAUGGCAAGACCAGGAACAGAAUGCAGUCUUUCCCUUUCGAGAUCUUCAGUUGGUGGGUCCAUGCCUGGCUUGCCCAUGAGAUCCAAUAGUAUGCCUGGAACCAGAUCCAUGCUCCAACAACAGAUGAUUCAUAUGAGACCAAAUGAGAUGAAUAUUGGUAUGGGCGGAAAUCCUUAUGCACAUCCAGGACCAUCUAAUCAACCAAAUGCGUGGCCUGACAGCAUGCUCUCUGUUGAGCAAGGUCCACGAGGUUCACAAAACAGGCAAGUAGUUAGAAAUUCCUUGGAUGACCUCUUAUAUACUUCUCCAACUGUUGAUGGCCAAAGUGAUGAAACAGCUCUUUUAGAUCAACUACACACAUUGCUGAGUAGUACAGAUGUCACUAGCCUUGAAGAAAUUGAUAGAGCCUUAGGAAUUCCUGAUCUUGUAAAUCAAGGGCAAGCAUUAGAACCCAAACAAGAACCAUUUCAUGGGCAAGAGUCUACAGUAAUGAUUGAGCAGAAGCCUGCAAUGUAUGGUCAGCCCUACCAGGGGCAGGGAGCAGCAAUACCAGGAGGUUUUAGUAGCAUGCAGGGUCAACAGGCAGCUUUUAACUCUGUGAUGAACCAGAUGAACCAACAGAGCAAUUUUCCAAUGCAAAAUAUGCACCCCAGGGCAAAUGUAAUGAGGCCAAGAACCAACACACCAAAGCAACUCCGCAUGCAGCUCCAACAGAGGCUUCAAGGGCAGCAGUUCUUAAAUCAAACACGUCAAACACUUGACAUGAAAAUGGAGAAUCCCAAUCCUGGUAAUGCAUCAGUGAUGAGACCAGUUAUGCCUCCACAGAUGGGAUCACAACAACAGGGCUUCCUUAAUGCACAGAUGGUGGCCCAGCGAAACAGGGAGUUAAUAAGUCACCACAUCAGACAGCAAAGAAUGGCAAUGAUGAUGCAGCAACAACAGCAACAAUCUCAGGCCUUCAGUCCUCCCCCAAAUGUUACUGCCUCAGGAAGCAUGGAUGGUGCAGUUACAGGCCCUCCAAUGGCUCCAGUUCCACCCCAGCAGUUUUCGUACCCAUCAAAUUAUGGAAUGAACCAGGCACCAGAUCCUCCCUUCAGCAGAGUAUCAAGUCCUCCUAAUCCUAUGAUGGCUCAAAGAAUUGGACCCUCACAGAAUCCCAUGAUGCAGCAUCCUCAGGCAACACCAAUGUAUCCAUCUCCUGAGAUGAAGGGUUGGCCAUCAGGAAGUAUGGCCAGAAGCAGUUCCUUUCCACAGCAACAGUUCAGCCAUCCAGGGAAUCCCUCAGCUUAUAAUAUGUUGCACAUGAACAGCAAUGGUGGCCAUAUUGGGCAAAUGAAUAUUAAUGCUAUGCCUAUGUCAGGGAUGCCCAUGGGUCCAGACCAGAAAUACUGCUGACACUUCCAACUGUUAUCUCCCAGUAGACAGAUGUAAUAUAUGGCAAACACAAGUAUUCCAGAAAAGUUCACAUGAACUUCAUGGCAACAUCUUCUGGCUUUAUGGAAAUGCCACUUCUUUUUCUAUGAAGAUGUCCUAAGUGACUUAAUAAAUGAUGGACUAUUUUGGUGGCAGGGAAAAGGUGGAGUAGAAGCAAAAUAUCACUUUCUAGUGUUAAAUGAAAACCAAGGUCAGAUAUUAUUUUGGCACUCUGCCUCUAGCAGCAUGAUUUUGGUAUGGCAUUGGAGUAAAUGUAAUGGGUAGACUCUUGUAUACCGCUUCUGUUUACUGUAGCUAUCCAAAGCCUUUAACUACAGGCAGACCAAAGUGCCUGAAGUAACCUUGACAAUAGUCUUGAGUACUAGAGUCUCUGACAGAAUGUAAUUCCUGGCCUUCAUUCAUAAAACAGAUUAGAAUGCUGAACAUUCAUGCUGCUGUUAAUCUUGCUUCCAGAUGCUGGAUGCUGAUUUUCAAGUGGCAAUACAAAAGAGCUGCCACACCCUCCAACUCAUGCUCUUUGAUACCAAAGGGUUAUGGGGAGAUUAAAUACUAUAAUCAUGAUAAAGAUUUCCAUGUUGAUGUGCAGCUUUGUGCACUUUAUAAAAUGCUGUACGAGCGGGUCAAUGCAAUACCUUUAAUAAAGAAUAAUCAAAUUCAUGCCCCCUUUCAAGAUCUAUUUAAAUUAUUACAUAGUGACUUUCUGUUAUGAAAAUUUGAGCAAUAAUCAUACUUUUUAAAUUAAAAUUCAUAAAAGUCAAGGCGAAGCAUUGCAAUUUGGAGAAAUUCUUGUGAAUAAUUUUGUAAGUAGGAUCUUAAGAUGUUGUAUUAUAUAUAUAUGACUUUUGUAGGCCACUAACUCAUUUUUGAAGAGUUUGUGAAGCUAAAUAUUUAACAAAGAUAAUGUCUGUAAACUCAGUUUAGUCAAAGUUGUCCAAAUAGAUUUUUUUUAAUUUAAAUGGUUUUGGAGUUGGGUAACUUUGGCCCUUAUCCUCUUUUCAUUGGUUUCUUACAAUUUAUUUAGACUUUUAUGUACUGGCUUUUAAAAAGACUAUUUGUUUGUAUUUUAGUGGUCUUUUAAUAUUUUCUCUACACCUUAAGUGUGCACUUUGUUACUUUUUCUUAUAGAGAGCAAUUUGAUGACAAAAAGGCUCUUUUUAGCUGUCCUAACAGUUGUGGAAUUUUUAAUAUAAUCUCUCUUUUCAAGGAAAGGGCCUCUGCUCUAUGACAUCUGGUUAACUUUUAAUGAAACCUCAGUGUUUUGUGUGUGUGUUAAAUGUCUUCUAUCAUCAGGGAGCAUUUCCGAUGAUACAUAAAUAUCAAAAAGUUAUUUGCGGCAAUUAAUGUAUCCCAUUUAAUUGCCAUACUGGUAAAAAUGUAUUUAUUUUCUAAGCAGUUUUGUUCAUUUUAUAUUUUACAGUUGAGAGGUCAGAAUCCCCAUAAAUUUCUGUCAUACAAAUGAAGAUAUAUUGAUUCCUGUCUCCAUCCCCAUAAAUUCUAGUGAUUCAGAACAGGAUCUUUCAGUUGAAAGGCAGGCCAAAAUGUCUAAAAGCAGUGUGGUAUUUGCUAUUUUCCUGUUUCCAUUUGCAGAUUCAGUCUAGCUGCUCUUCAAUAUAUAAAUUGGUGAUUUUGGUUAUUUGAUUCAUAAUGGAGGUAUAGCUUCGUUUUGCAGAAGCUUGCAGUUCUAUUGUAAGAACAGAAUUAUUUAGUGCAGGAGUUGUGUUAUUCUCUCUGCAAAGCUGCUACUAUCUGAGCACAGGUUUUAAUAUUGCCUGUUUUAUGUAAUCCACUCAGCUAUUGUAUUUAACUUCAGUAAAGUUGUACUUCAAAUAUUUGGGCUGUGACCCAGAAUUCUGUAUGUGAUCUGUUGUGCUCAUGUUUCCAAGAAAUUCCUUGUCCUUUAAUUUCUUUUAAGUAUCUUUUUGUAUGUAGGUUACAUAUUCUUCAAGGACUUUUAAAAUGAUAACCUGUUUUGAAUACAUACUCCACAUGUGUAUCUGACGUGUAAUUGAUCCCAACAUUAAAGUCAGUGAGGAAAUAUCUUGCACACAUGCACAUCAAUUUUUUUGUGAAUAUGUGAUGCCUCUCAAUUGGGGCAUUUAUCUAGGUAUUUUCUUCCCUUAUCCUUAAAGAAAGAGAAAAUAUUUUUAAACUUUUCAGAAGUCACCUUACAAUUAAUUAUUAUAACAGGGCAACAUCAUGGGUAAGAUAUUUAAGACAAGACAUUGUUUUAACUUUUAUAUAUGUUGACAAUAAUCAUGACACCUAUAAGCUCUGGUUGCUCUGGAGAAAUGUUAAAAUAUGUGUUGCUGUUUCUUUUUCAUUUUGAGUGACUUUGCAUUGUUGAAGUGUUGUGGUACCUGCUGUUCACUGGUUGAUCUUCUCCAUUAUAUUUUCCCCAGUUGCUACAUUUUACUGAUUCCAAAGAGAGUUGAAACUUGAAUGAAAAUUGACCACACUGUUUAAAAAUUGUGACUAGUAGUUUGAAUUGGCUUUGUUGAGAAUACUGUAAGCACUGGUGAUUGAAAUGAUCGUAUCUGGAAUCAAAAUAUAUAAAAUAUAACUCAGUUGCAGUGCAAUCUCUCUAGUAACCGGACUGUCGAUCAUAUGGUAUGUGGACUAGCCAAAUGGUGCAUCAAACAUGGCUGAAUGUGACAAUAAGCUUAGUUUGGUAUUGGUGCCUUCUGAACUCAUUGUCUUUGUAAUAAGUUUAUUCUUACCACAUCAUACAAACUUUUGAACACAUUUAUGUGUCAUGAUGUAUAAACAUUUUCUAUCUUUGUGCUUUUACUUUAGUAAACAAUUUUUCAGCUGUAACAAACCAUUUGAAUGUUGCACAAAUUAGCACACAGAAUUUAGUAGCAGACUGUCAUGUGACAGCAAUGCAGCAAUUAUGAAACCAUUCAACUGAGAGCAAUAUUUCCUAAUAUCUCAGGAGAAAGGCAUACAGUAUUGAAAAUUGAUUCUAAAGUUAGUUUACAUUGAAUAUUGCUUGUAAUAAUUGAUCUGUACAUCACAAAAAGCCCUCCGUGUGGGCUGACAUUAAAAAAGGGUUGGUCAUAUGGUCUUUUUUCUGGGCUUUUUUGUUUUGUUUGGAUGUUAAUAAUGUAAAUAAAUGUUUCUAUUUGAAACUGAAGCUUUGUGGCUUACUUGGCUCCUCAGUUAUCAAACAGAUUAAUAUGAGAUCCCCCCUCCUCCCUCUUUGUGCUCCUUUGGCAUUGAGAUACAUUUACAUUUUUACCCCUCCAACUUAGUUCUAUCUUGGAAAAAGAAAUUAACUUUACAGUUUUCCACCUCUAGCAAUUCUAAUACGGAUUUUUGGUGACUGAAAUGCAAUCUGUUGUAAUUAAUUUAGGAAACAAUUAACCCGUUCCAUAACACAAAACUGUUUUAUCCCACAUAACAGUACAGUUGUCAUUUAUCACUUCAGUGUUUAGUUUAAAAAUAGUGGACAAUAUUGGGGAAGGAAAAAGCCGCAUAGAUGUGGAAUUUCUUGUAAGAAGAAGAAAUAUUUAACCUUAUUUCCAGUUUGCUUAUUGAGAUGGUCAUUGAAGAAGAGAAUAUUAAGAGAAAGCCCAACAUAUCCGGUUGAUUAGUUACUCCUUCCAAAUUCCUGCUUGAUCCAUGCUUGGGUAUGCAUAUUUCUCAUUUAGCCACUACACUGACAACUGACAAGGUAAACCUGUAAGACACACACAC
Messenger RNA from Sceloporus undulatus (fence lizard), 8112 nucleotides. It is a transcript of the gene NCOA3, whose product is annotated as nuclear receptor coactivator 3. Gene Ontology annotation, cellular component: nucleus. Bases 190 to 4377 code for a protein of 1395 amino acids. NCBI's taxonomy places the organism in Eukaryota, Metazoa, Chordata, Lepidosauria, Squamata, Phrynosomatidae. The record is from RefSeq and is a predicted model, not a curated record. Gene Ontology annotation, biological process: positive regulation of transcription by RNA polymerase II; cellular response to hormone stimulus. Gene Ontology annotation, molecular function: protein dimerization activity; nuclear receptor binding. The transcript is spliced from 24 exons.